GCGCGUUGUGUGCGAAUAUUCUACAUUAAAGUUAGUUAAAAGUAAACCGCUGCGAUGGAAAGAGUUUUAAAACGCGUUGGUCUAUCGAAAAAAACACAGUCAGACAAAGUCGAAGAACAACAACAAACCACAGAAGACAACGUCAAAAAACGUCGUAAACGCCGCAGCAAAUCCCGUCGCCGAUCCACUCAGGAAAAAAGAAAAUCCAGAGGAUUAUUUAAUAUCGAUUGGGAAUCUGUAAAAGAUUGCAAAUCCUGCAAAUCGCGGGCCAUCACAAGGAGAUUUUGUAGCAAAAGAUGUGAUAACGAACUCUAUAGGUCUAAUAGCUUUAAAUUUGAAAGGUUCAUUAGGGGCCAAGAAGAAGUUACAACCCUUGGAAAAAAGGUGUCUUUAUGCGACGAUUAUAUACUGCCUAUAGAUCACCUCGAUAAAAUCAAAGCUUUAUCUGCAUCGGUUACAAAUUUUGUUGAAUCCAGUCCGAACGAUGAUAAGGUUAAAAUAUUAGAAACGUAUUCAAGUCCUCGCGACCAAAGGACCUUUAAUAACGAAGAAAAUGAAAGUAAAUGUUUUACAAGUCCAGAUAGAGAAUAUUCUCAGCCUUAUACAACAGAUGGUUCAUCAGAGCCUUCUUCAGAUGAAAUAUUCUUUGAGAACCCAGUAUCUUUAAUAAACCCUCUAGAAUUAACUUCGCCAAACAGUAUAAACGAAUGUGUCUUUCCACAACAGCAAUUAGAUGUACCAAAGUCCCCAGUAAAAGAGUUAAACCGCCAUCCUUCUCCGUACUACUACGGAGACUUAUUUAAGAACAAAACCGUUGAAUCGCCAGCGAAAAGCCAACAAUUCUCCAAGUGCAAUAAAAGUUUAAGUUUAGACAAACCGCUCGAAUCAUCAAAACCGCAAAAUCAAAAACGCAAAACGCUAACAAAAAAACAGCGAAAAAGCUCAAGCACCGACAACAUCAACCUAGAAAGAAUCCGAGCCAAAAGCCAAAAGUAUACAAACACAAAAAGUUCCAGCGUCGAUUCGCAAAGCUCCGCCGAGAACUGCAACAAUUCUAAAACACGGAAUAAUAAAGACUUUCGUUUAAUCAAAGAUGAGUUAGAUAACGACAUGACCAGGCAACGGCAUAUUUACGAAACUGCAUUCGAUUGCGCAAUCAGCAAGUCCGACGAUGAUCUCGAUGAAAUCGACAAAAUUUCCAACCAUCCAGUGCUUUUGCAAGCCAGCGAAUCCAAAUCGACCCUGGCAGCUAGCAAAUGCGAACGCACCCAAGAUAUCAUCACCGAUCUAUCACAAAAUCUACAGGACAUGCAUCUUCCGGCCGAAGUGUCAUCCAAACUCCCUGACAGCAGCUCCAUGCCUCUGCGAUGCUACACGCCGUCACCUCCGUCCACAGCACCCCUGCCGAACAAGUUCCACGGCAAGUUGUUGUCGAACAGCAUCAAAAGCGCCCCGAACCUGCCUUCGCAUCAAAAAUCCCGCAAGUCGUUGCACCAUUCCGCCAAAUCGCUGGGCAGCCGUUCAGCGAACGAGUCCAGCAAUGAAAUGCAAACGUCAAGCUCUCUGGGUUUGGACUUCGCCAGCACAAAUCAGUUUAUAGCUGAAUUCAAGGGCCGGCCGAGUCACUCCAAGGAUAACGUGCAGUUGAACAGAGUUUUCCAGAUUAAGGACAGGCCGCCGCGAAAAGAUUUUCGGCGUAAAGAUAAAAAAGACAAAAUCCAUCGGCAUAAAUAUUCUAGCACUGAAAGUAUAACCAGCAGUAGCUGCGGCAGCAUGGAAAGCAUUAAGAGCAGCACUAGUGAAGGUAAUAGAAGUACGUCUAGCUCUGAGAGUCGGCAAUCUUCCUCGCUGAGCUCUCACAGCUCUGAUUCAGGCCGAAACAGCAAGUAUUCAGUAUCGCAGAGUUCCAACUUUUUGACGCAUAACAAUAAGUUGCAUAUAUUAAGCCCCAUAUCAGAUAAAUCAUCCCAGGAACCGAUAUCAGAAACAUCCGAUAACAACCGUAACAACAACUCUGAAAAAUGUUCACCUGAAGACGUAAAUCUAACUCCACCGGAAGUAACAACAAAAAUAAAGCGUAGAGUCCCGCAAAAUCGGAAUCUGUUGAAUCUGGGCUUUCACACCGAAAUCCAGGGCUCCGAUAGCGGCAUUUCGAUACAAUCGCGUUUUGGGUUCAACUCGGAAUUGUCCGGAGCUCCGAGCCAGCAAGAUUUCUCAGAUUUACCGUUCGAUAUGCCCAAACUGCGCAGACGCAGGUUGUUAUCGCAGGACCCGUGCACUUCCAGCAGCGCCACCUCUGUGGAUUUAAGAGACUUGCCCUUCGACAUGCCUAAAUUACGUAGACGACUCAGAGUGCAAGACUCGGCCGCUUCGUCAAGCCAAAGCGUCGUGGAGACUGAAAGACCUGGAUCAUUUGCUCCAAAAUUAACUUUGAAUCUAAACGACAUGCCUGUUUGUCAGCGCUCAGGUUUAGGCUUGUCGCUAGGUUUGGGGUUGAAUUUUAACACCGCCAAGAAUCCUGCGAGCGAGAUUAUCAUUGAUAAAAGACCGCUGGAGAAACAGGGGUGGUUUCAUGGCUCUAUAGGCCGUCACGAGGCUGAAACGGUACUGAAAGACUUAAAGGAGGGGAGUUUUCUUGUGAGGAAUAGCGAAUCGUCUAAACACGAUUUUUCGCUAUCUUUAAAGAGUGCCAAAGGUUUUAUGCAUAUGAAAAUUCAAAAGGACGGUUCAGAUGGUUGUUUUGUAUUGGGUCAGUUUAGCCAGCCUUUCACAUCAGUUCCUGAAAUGAUCAAACAUUUUUCUCUAAAUCGUUUGCCGAUCAGAGGGGCCGAGCAUAUGUGUCUUCUGCAACCUGUAAUGGCCCAACUUUUGUGAUAAAUUAAAGUUAUUGAUAUUGGAAACCAUAAUAAUUAAACUAGGCAGAAUGGUAGACUAAGUCUUAUCAAUAGUAAUUUUAAAAAUGUAGACGAUAGAAAAUUUUCUAUUUAACAGUUGUUACAUAGUGUUAGAUUCAAAAUUAUGUAUUUAGUGUGUAUAUAUGUAAAUACAUUUUUACACAGAUAAAAAUUGAGACAAAACCUAUUGUAAAUACCCAAGUAUAUUUUUAUAAAUGUUAUAUUUCUCUGUAUGGGUAUAAAAUAAUGUACACUUGGCUUCCAUUUUUAGAAUAUCUCAUACAAUAAGUUCACUUUUAACCAGAAAUAUCCAUAAUAUUAAGGUUUUAAACUAAAUGGAUAAUUAUUGUGUUAUGGUUUUUAAUUUUGAGAAAAUUGUGUAAGGCAGAUAGGUCCUUCAAAAUUAUUAAAAUUUUAACAAUUAAUAAUGUUGUUUUAUUGUUUCCCUUUAAAUAAUGAACAAAUCUAUUAGGUACAAUUUUAUAUUAUUUAUUUAACUC
Brassicogethes aeneus is the source of this 3394-nucleotide messenger RNA. Lineage: Eukaryota; Metazoa; Arthropoda; Insecta; Coleoptera; Nitidulidae. The record is from the annotation of a GenBank genome assembly.